Messenger RNA from Lactuca virosa, 378 nucleotides. The record is from the annotation of a GenBank genome assembly. Lineage: Eukaryota; Viridiplantae; Streptophyta; Magnoliopsida; Asterales; Asteraceae.
AUGUCUACAUCUUUUCCACCGUUUAAGAGUUCCUCGCUUUUAAACCUUCUUUCAAUCGGUUUCUAUAGGGUGGUAGACCAUUCCACCGUCUCUCUCACAAUCUCCAGUGAAGCAGGAACCACCAAUUUCGUACUGCACUCGAUCUUGAAGGCAGUUUAUAAUGGCCACUUUGAAGGAGGUUACAGAGCACAACAUCUCCAGGCGCCGACAACCAACCUGUGCCAAUUCCCCGAAGGGAUUUCAUUUGGACACUUUGUUGUGCAUCUUCUAUUCCACACUUUGGUUGUUGUCUCCUUCAGGUGUUUGAUGGAAUGUGCCAGACAAAAAGGGAAAUUCCUGCUAAGCAAACCCAAUUUAAAAAACCUCAACAAAUGUUGA